Messenger RNA from Lymnaea stagnalis (great pond snail), 10606 nucleotides. Lineage: Eukaryota; Metazoa; Mollusca; Gastropoda; Lymnaeidae. The record is from the annotation of a GenBank genome assembly.
AAUUAGCAUAGAAAUGGCUGCCUAACCAGUCCAAUUUAAUAACAAAACAUUCGGUAAUGAAAAAUGUUGCGGCUGUGGGCAAGUAGGUCUAUCAAUCUAUAAACUAUAUACUUGUUCAUUAAUUCAUAUGGUCCAUGUUGAUCCUUAUAAAGUUGGAUAGUGCGUGGGGUUUUUUUCCCAUUCAUUCAUUACUUUUUGACUUGAGUUAGAGGCACAAGCAAAUAAAAUUAAUAAGUUAGCAUUCAUUUAGUUACAGUUGUAGAGAGUUAGAGUAAACUUCAAAUUAAAAAAAGUGAAACUAGAAUAACUUUCUAGCUUUAGUACUUCUUGUGAGUUCAUUUUACAUGUCCAUAACAAUGCGCCGAGGGGUUUCGAGGUACCUAAUUUAUAUAAUUAAAUAUAAAGAAACACAUCCACCUACUCCUAUAAACUAUAAAUAAAUACAGGACUACCUAUUUUAUACUUUCAAAUUUUGCAUAUGAAUAAUUAAUUAAAGAUUUCUCAAAGAAAAUUAUAAUUAACAGGUUUUUUUUACACCGGAUCCUUGUAUUUUGAGAAAUAGGCCUAUAGACAGUUGCGUCCCCUAAAGAAAAAAGAGUUCACGUGACAUGUUAUGGAUGACAGACUUUUUUCACUCAGACUCAAUGCUAUUAAUUAUAAUUAAUAUAAAACAUGUGGAAUUGGGCGAGGGCGGUUUCGACAAGGGAGCAGGGCACACCAUAGGGCAAUGAGCGUUUGCAUAUAAAUAAUUCAAUAUAUAUUGCUGGUACAGAAUUUAUAUGAAAGAUACAGAAGUUAAAUUUCGACCUAAUCUUUUUGCGGAAAGAUGCCUUACAUUGACCUUAAAUUUUAAAAAUUUAAGUCGAUUAAAAAAGCAAAACAUCUUGAAAUGUAGGCCAAGAUUUUUGCUACAAUGAACAUGGGGCCCGAUACCACAAUUAGGUGACAAAAAGGGCCUUUCAUUUGUAAAAAGUUAUGAAGAUCCAAAAAUUUUAAACCCAUUUCUCAUUCAAAUUUGAAGUAGUCUCCCUUGCUUUACCAAAGUGCCUAAAAUGUGAAUGGUCAUUUAAAUUUCAUCAGUUGUUCAAUAAAGUUAAAGGCCUAUUUUACUAAUAAAUAAACUCAAAAUUUAGUAAUUAGCCUACUCUUAGUUUAGAGUCAGUGUGAGUGAAUAGGCCUAUGGCUUCAUGAAUAGUGAAUUUAUCAGUAUUUACUCAUUCACUGCUCUCAGACUCAAUCCAUCCAUCAGGUAAAGGUGCAGCAAAGAUAUCACUUUGUUGUGGAAUCCAAAAACCAAUCACUGUGUUUGUAAAUAAUUACAUGUGACCUGAACAAUGUGUUUCAUUUUUUUGCAUCAUAAACUCCAUGUGAUCAAUAAAAUGUAGGCCUAUAUUAAAUAUAAACAUUUGCAUACAUUUUAAUUAAAAUCGAAUCUAAAUUUACUAGCUUAAAAAAGAAAAACAAAUGGGAAUUCAUCCUUGACCAUGAUUUUUAUCUUACACCUACAACAGACUAAAAAUGUAGGCCGCUCGCUCAGAUAAAAGGGCCAAAAAAUAAUGGGUUAAGAUAUAAUUUUUUAAGUUCAUGACUACUGCUUGUAUAAUGUAUAGCUGUCAAUAAUGUCAGAUCUUUAACUACCAACUAUCAUUUUAUUUUUAUAUUUAAUUCAAUCAUGUCUUAAUUUCAAGAUAAAUGGAUUCUUUUUAAAAUUAAAAAUGAAAUACACAAAAUAUAACAAAUAUACUUUAAACAUUUUCAGAAGUACCAUGCAGGCCAUUGUUUCAUCUUCGUUAGUUUGAUGCAGGAGGGGCAAUUGCACAAGGGAUGUUAAACAAGAGUUAAUACAUGCUGAUUUAAAAGGUAUCAUGCAGUUUUCUAAAAGCAAAUUGAACAAUCAUGGGAAAAUCAUUUCCUCAACCUUUUACAUCCACAACAUUUCAAAUGCUAAGUACAAUGAGAUUUCAAGUAAUGAGUGAGCAAAGAAAAGAUUCCCCAGGUCCUGGGAUCUGUAAUGGUGAAACAGAUUGUUUGAAUGGCGUUUCCAUCAACUUUGAAGAUGUAGAUGCUCUGAAAAGUCAGAUCAAAGGGAAAAAUCCAGUUGUGUGCUUGGCUGAUUUAAGAAAUACAGAUGGUUCCUAUGCAGUAAACAAUGACUUGGAUAAAUCCUCAACAUCACAUGGAUUGGGAGUUGAUGUAGAAAGCCAUUUCCCUUUCUCUGUUAGAUCAAAGGAUCAUUUUGAAGAUGCAGAUGCUUCUUUGUCAGUCUCCAGUGAUAACACUUUAGAAUUUGAAUCUAGUGACAGUCACUUAACAUCUUUAGACAAUCAUUUAAAUAAAAUUGUCAUAAAAAGUGAACAGAAUUCUUCCAGCAAUGGCUGUCGCUCAAUAUCAGUGAGUACUUGCAUAAGUGAUGCAAAGAAUAAUUCAUUCCCGCAGUAUAGUAAAGUGAUGCCUUCAGCUACAUUGACUGAUGAUUUUCCUGUUGACUUGGGCACCAGUGCAAGAUUCUCAAAAGUUUUAGAAAAUAUUUCUUUACCAUUAUUGUACAUACCAACAACUAAGCAGCUUGUUAAAAGUAAUGGUGCCUCACCAGAACCCUUACUUACUGAUUCACCAAAUGUACAUACUGAUUUUAAACUAUUAUAUACACCAGAUAGAGAUUACUCUUGCAAUGAGUCAGAAUCUGCAAGUUCUACCUUAGAUCUGUCUUCUAGUGAGCUUUUAAGCCCACAUUCCCCGAUGCACAAGGCACACAGUGCUCAAGAGUUUCACUAUGUGUCAGAAAGUGACAGAUACACCUUGCACAGUGUGGAUAGUUUUCCUGGAUUUCAUCACAAUUUUGAGCCAAGCCAAUAUUUAUUUGCGGACAAUUCUAGUCUAUCAAGUGUCAGCACAGGCACAGAUUUCUCCGUUUCUGCUGUGUCAGUAACUGAAGAUUACUCUGUGGAGAACAGCAAUCCCACAGAUGAAUCAAUGUUCAUGGACAUCAACUUGCACUCAAGAAAUUCAUUUGAUAAAGGCUAUAACUCCUCUUCACUGGACAGUGGUUAUGGUGAUAAAAGGGCACCUCAGUUCCAGGCAGCUAAAAAGAAGUCCUUCACAAGUCUCAAGUAAGAAUGUUGAUUGUAUUUUGUGAAUGCACACAUAAAAUUUAUGUGUUUAUCCAAAUGAGAAUUCCAAAUUUAUGCUCCUUUUUAAAAUUAUGAAUUUUUUAUUUGUCUCGUAUUUUGAUAUUCAAACCUUGUAUGUAGAUUUAAUUCUUAUUAUAGAAACUUCAUACAUUAUUUGUUCUUUUUUUUUUUUUUCUUUUGUUUGUCAAGAAAUUUAUUCUCUAAGCGAGUGAAAGAAGAAAGUCCUCCUGGGUGGAAACUAUUUGGAAGAAUACCUCCCAAGUCUGCCUUACCUCGUGACCCUCAUGAAAUAACAUCUGAAUUCCAAGCUCGUCAGCGCAAACUUGAGAAACCAACUUUUCCACUUAAAAAACAAGAUGUGGAAGUCAUGUCAACUACUGCUUUGAUAUUGGAAAAUCGCCCAAUGUAAUUUAUUUUCUAUUCAUGAUAAGAAAGACAUAAGUUUUUAAAUAUUCUUUUCCAUUAUAUAUAAAUUUUAUAUAUAAAUUAGUUUUAGGCUAAAUACUUUUUCUAUUAAUCAGUGAUAUAGAAAAAUAAAUAUUUAUUGGAUGUAAUUUUUAGAAACCUUCCUUCUAAAAGUCCAGAGGAGGCAGAAAAACAUAGGCAGCAAUAUGAGGUCAUGGUGGAAGCAGCUAAAAAGAAAGGUAAUCAUUAAUCUGUUAAUAACUUGUCUCUGCUCUUGCCUUCUUUAAUAAAAAAAAUUUUUGUUUAAACUGAUAAUUAUUUUUAGUUCUGCAAAAUCUAAGCUUGAAAAUUUAUUUGAAUUCAAUGAUGUUUCAAUCAGAAAUCAAAGAUAUUAAGCAGAAAAAAAAACAGCUGCAAUUGCAAAGAAAGAUGGAAGAUCAAAUGAUGGCUGCCGCACGUAUGUGGGACACAGAAAUCUUACCCAAUUGGGAAUCUACGUGAGUAAAUUCUUUCAAAUGGAAUGUGUGAGUGUGCUGUUUAUGUUAAUCUUUAGUCUUCUACAGCAGGGGUUUGGGAAACUUUUUUUUUUUUUUUUUUAUAAGGUCCGAAAAGCAAUUAGUAAAAUCUUUGCAUAGAAAAACUUAAUUGAGAGUAGGGAACAUGUUCCUUAAUGUAUUUUGCUUAACUAGCCUUACGCUUAAGUUAAUUUUUUCAAUUUCACACCCAGAAUAGGACAUUCACAAAUUUUUAGUAGAAAGGCAUGUGUAUAAUGUGGUAUCACAUGACAGAUAAUUUCAGAAUCCUUUUUUAAAAUGUAUCUAGUUUGAAGAGGUUAAAGUAUACUAAAAAAUUGUCUUUAAAUUUGGGCCGACUUGAAAACAUUACAAAAGGGUGGGGACACUCAUUUAGUCAGGUAUUUCCCUAAACUUAGCAAGGUGCCAGCUAAUAAUCUAUUAUUAAUGCCUUAAACCAGGGUGACAUAAAUAUAAUUGAGCAUAAAUGUUUCGCAAAUGCUCUUGGCUUUUCCAUUGUACUUCAGAUAGAAGAACUGUUUUAAAUGGUAAAUUUGAUGACUGGCUGAGGGUUAAGGUAUAUUUAUAUUUGUGGCAGCACUGCCAAAUAAAAAACAUCUAACAACAUGCUGAUGCAAAGUUAUAAGAGUACCCUUAUAGUAUAUAUGAUUAUUUACACCACUGAUAUUAUUACACAUACUUUGAAAGUUUAAAGAAAAGUAAUUAUUUAAAAAUAAAUUCAUAACUCACAUGUCACAUCCAAAUAAAUGAGGGGGUGGGCCAGUUUUGCUUACAUGUUAUAGACAAAAAAUAUGUAGUAGUGCUUUGGCCCAUGCUUGGUGACUCCUGCACUACAUUCUGAUGCAGGCUAAAUAACCAAGGAUCUUAUAUGUCCUGUUAGAACCCACUCAUAAGCUGAACCCAUAAAAUGAUAUGCCAGGGUAUGAAAUACAAUACUAAAGAAUAUUUAAGAUGCAUGUGAAUUAGAAAUGCUUUUGAAAUCCAAAUUUGCUAAAUAAGACAUUAUUAAUAUUUUAUUUUAUUUUAAUAAAAAAACAAAUCAAAUAAAUAAUUAAUGUAAGUGCAGAUAUUUAUUAAUAUUUAAAGCUUCUAGUAAUAUAAUGAAUUUUGUAGACUAAGGCCCCUGUGAUCUGCAAGGAAAUUAGCAAAACAAAGUAUGGGAAAAUCUAAAAAUAGGACACAACUAAACAAUGUAAUCUGCGAUAACAAUUUCAUUAUUUAAUGUACCUGGAGAAAAAAAAAAUUUUAAUCUCAUAUGUGCGGCUCAUUAAGCGACCACCCCACUUACUCUCGUGAAAUAUUUUCAAAACAGGUCAGCUUAAGAACAAGUAUAUGUAGUAAUACAAUAGAUGUUAUAUCUCAGUUUAACAAGGAGUGUAACUCUUGCUCUUGUGAAAGAAGUUCACUUUACUUUGCUAGAAGUUACUUUGCUUAUUCCAUUAUCAAUUUGUUAUUCAUAGACAUUUGUAUUAACUGCAUUCCACUUUGGUGGCAUUGAUUUUUUUAAUGCAAAAAUUUUUUUUAAUCAAAAUAAAGAUUUUAUAAUAUAUUGACUGAAGUGUUUUCUUACAUGUAGAGCUCAUAAGGGAUAAACAGCUGGUUCAUCUUUAAAAGCUUGGGACCCCCAUCUAAGUCUCAAAGAGCCCCUAAAGUUUAUAUGCUAUGUAUUACCUCAUAAUGUUAAAUGUCUUGUGCUGUUCUGCUACAUGGCAGUAGACACUUGCAAAAUUUGAUCACCCUUGCCUUAAGUGACAAGAAAGUUUUGACUGUUAGUGAUGAAAUUUCAUUAAUUUAUAACUCUUUACAGAUCCAUAAUUUGUAAGUGAAAAAUUUCUGUCAAUAUUAUAAGCUUUUAGCACAUGAAAGGGAAAUAAUUGAAUUUUAUAUAUAAUUAGAAUGCACAUAAAUUAUUAUGGUACUACUUGCAAUAUAUAUCUCAAUCAAAUGUAUUUAAUUUAAUAUUUUUGUUUAUAAUAAAAACAUAAUAUUCAUGACAGCAUUUGCCAACCUUACUCAUUUAGCAUGGUUGUACGUUACAGGCGUCACAGUAAAAGGUGCAGAGACUUGUGGUGGCUUGGCUUGCCCCCAAAUGUUAGAGGACGAGUUUGGCAGCUAGCCAUAGGAAAUGAUCUGAAUAUCACACAUGGUAAGUUAUCAUUAUUUUUUUUGUUAAUAUUUAGGGCUUCUUUUUUUUUUUUUCAGGUUCUCCCUUGUUUUAGUCAUACACUUAAUACUAAUAAUUUAAAUUGCCAGCAAACAAAAAUAAUAAUUUUUGUGGUUAGCCUUUUACAUGAAUGUUUAUCACAACUCAAUGUAAGUUGUGUUCUUUGACCAAUCUUCAAUAGUAAAUAAAUGUGUUUUAUUUUUGGCCUCAUCAAAAUCAUGAGUCAAUUUUUAUAAGAAGAAAUGUUUUUAAAUAUCAUAUUUCCUUGCAGCCAUUUAAAAAAUGAAAUAAAAAUUGUGUAUUUAUCCCUGUUUCAGCACUCUAUAAUAUUUGUCAUGAACGAGCAGAGGAGAGAAUCAAGUUUGUUAGAGAUGAGACUACUUUAGGUUCAGAAGGUAAAAAAAAUAAAAGAUUUUAUUACUGUUGUGUAAAAGUUAUGUAAUUUUUUUUUUAUAUGAAGCUGAAAACAAACAAUGUAAACAGACAUUUUUUUAAACCUGGGGUGUUCAGAAGAUUUGGAAGGGGACACUUGUAAAAUUUAUAAUCAUAUUCGUUCAUUCUGUCCUCAUGCACCGACUGGUUCUCUGAGCAGUGGUCAAUGUUCUAUGCUCUCCUGGGACAUGUUUUAUUAUUAAAAAUAAACAAGUGAAGAUCUUAAAUACCCAGAGAGCAUUGGCAUUUCUCAGACCCCUUGUUUAACUACCUUUAGGCGUACUGUUUAUUUGCUUCUGCUGUCCACUGAUCCUUCAAUAUUUUUCUGUGGGGAAGCUCAGGUUGCUCAACCUCCAUAUUGAGUCAACAAUCCAAAUGCCUGAUUUGCCUCACUGAUCCUUACAUUGAUUCUUUGUCACAAUCACCAUCUGUGGUCUGUUCUACCUAAGGUCUCAAACUUGUUCAUAUCUUCCAGUCACAAUCACCAUCUGGGAUCUGUUCUACCUGGGUUUCAAAAUUUGUCAUAACCUUCCAGUUGGUUGUUGUUAACAGUGAUUGUAUCUCCAAUUAUGGCAUUGUUUCUCAUGAUCUCUUUUCCUGACAUUGUCUUUUCCUAAGUAUCUUAUACCUGCCGGAUAGCUAUCCUAUGCGAUAAGAGAAUGCACCCCUGCUUCACUUCAGUCAUAACUUUGAAAUGUUCAGCCAGGUGGCCAUUGUUGAGAACUCGACAUUCAAAUGUCUUAAAGAGAAAAUAGUUAAUACAAAACUAAUUUUCUUAGAAUGCUAUAGUGUUUUAAAAUCUUCCAAAGUGAUUCUUUGAGUAGAUCAGGGGUCAGCAACCUACUUGGCAUGCAUAGGGAUUUGCAUCCUCUCUAAAGCCCACCUGUUCCUCUCUGAGCAUGUUCUCCACAGCAUUUGUCAUUCAUUGUAGUAUAAUGCUGUAGAAGACUUUGCUGGUGAGUGGCAAGUGGGUGAUGCCUGGCCAAUUUUUGCAAUCAGAUAAGCAGUAGGCCAGCUCUUUCACACUUGCAAGGAAACCUUGACUUGUCAGUGUCCUGAAGUCUUGCAGUGCUAUGUCAGAGUGUUUGGAAUUGCCUGUUCAUCUGCCAAAAGCAUCUUUUCACACAUUUAGUCAUGUUAUGUUUUUGUGCAAUUUUACCGCUCAUUUUUGGCUCCUUUUACGUUAUCAGCGGUAAUUGUACCUAAAUCUAAUUUCAGCUUUAGGAAUCUUCGUGAGGGGUGGGACUUGAGGGUGGUAAAAAGCUUAAAAUGUUGCAUCCUCACAUUUAACUUUUCCUAUUCCUCACUAGUGGUGGUACUAUUCUUAGCUUUCAAUUGAAGGUCAUGAAGUGUUCUAUGUUCUCCUGGGACAUAGUUUAUUAAAAAAUAAACAAGUGAAGAUCUUAGUACCCAAGAGCAUUAGCAUAUCUCAAACCCCUUGUUUGACUACUUUUAGGCCACAAUAGAUAGGACAAUCGGUAUCAGUAAUUUCCCACUGCCCAUCUUAUCCUAUCUUUCGUGCACUAACUGACUUCAAUUUCUCUGACAAGGUUCUUCCUGCCAACAAGAACCGUCCAACAAGGAAUCAAGCGUAAAAGUAAUUAAGCUUGAUGUUUCUAGAACAUUCCCUCAGCUAUGUAUAUUCCAGAAGGUGAGAGAAUCAAAUUGUAUUUCUCGUUUUAUUUAUAUAGUUCUAGUUCUGACUUAUAAUGGCACAAGACAUUUAAUUUGUGGCUAAAUAUCUGAUUAGACAUAAUCAGUAAACUAGAUAUUGAAUGCCAGUUUUUAAAAAUAGUUUCAAUGUCAAGUAAUUCAAAUGAUUUUCCCAUUUUUUCCCAAGGUCAAUAGUGUAUCAGUGAUCAAAAUAUAAUACUUUGUUUCCUUGCUGUACAAUAUUGAACAGGCAUGCUGUAACUCCAAUGGUUUAUUUGAAAUGACUGUCUUGUUAGGACUGAAACUUAAAUGAAGAAGUUAUGAAAUAGUAUUAUUGUAAAGAACAUGGGAUGUUACCUUUCAUGUUUCUUCCACAGGGAGGUCCAUUUUAUGACCUGCUGCACAGUUUACUGGGUGCUUAUGCCUGUUACAGGCCUGAUGUUGGCUAUGUAAGUAGCGAAAAAAAAAUUAAACAUCACAAUUUUAAAAAAUGUAAUUAAUGUGGGUCCCUAAGCAGUUUUUACAAGGGUAAAUAUAAAUCAUUAAGUUCAUUAUGUAUUUCAAAACUGUAUAUGUAGAAAUUGUAUAACCUAUUGAUACAUUUAAAGACAAUAAUAGAUAAUGCCAGAUUUUCACAUUUCAAAUAAUGUUCAUUUAGGUUCAAGGCAUGUCUUUUAUUGCUGCCAUUUUAUUGCUUAAUAUGGAUGUUGCUGAUGCCUUUGUGUGCUUUGCAAAUUUGCUCAACCGACCAUGCCAACUGGCAUUUUUUCGAAUGGAUGAAACUUUGGUAAUAUAUAUCUCUUAUAUUUUAAAUAGAUUCCUCAAAAAUGAUUUGAUGAUAACCAGGUUUAGGUUAUUUUGAAUUUUUAAAAUUUAAUUAUACUUUUUCUCAUUGUAGAUUAUAAAAUUAAAGAAAUAAAUAAUUUUUACAGAUGACUGCUUAUUACAGAACAUUUGAGGAAUUUUUCAAAGAAAACCUCCCUAACCUCUAUGCUCAUUUCAAAAUUCAUAGUGUCACGCCUAAUCUGUAUCUCAUGGAAUGGUAUGUUCUUAUUUUAUUUUUUUUAUGUUUAAAAAUAGUUUAGAAAUGAAAUAUUUAUGCACAUAAUCAGCUUGAAUGCAUUUCAAAUUAUAUGCCUCAUCUAGCUUGGUAAAUUUUAUUAUUGUAUUUCUAUAGUAUAUAAAAAAAUGAUUAGUGUUUUGUUGUUUUUUUAAAUAUAAAUUUGAAUAAAUUCAUGAUUCAUUUUUUGUCUGCAGGGUUUUUUUGCUAUACGGCAAAUCUCUUCCAUUAGAUGUUGCUUGCAGAGUUUGGGACAUCUUCUUCAGAGAUGGUGAAGAGUUUCUCUUUAAAACCGCUAUCGGUAAGCUAAGGAAAUGAAAAUAUUUAGGAAUUGCCUUUGCAUCAAUUUUGUACUUAUUACAAUUAUGGGGGUGGGGAACACGCACAUUCCUCCCAGUACUUUUUUAAACUAUGUUUGUAUGAAUGUAAAAGAUAAUACAAUUGUAUUUUUAAAGACUAUCAUCUUUUUGUGCUUGCAAAUUGUAAGUCUAAAAAGACUUAUCAAAGGAUAUUAGUAACCACAACUUGUCUGCAUCUUAUACCUUCAAUUACGCAUGAUGGUAAAUUUCACUUCCUAAUAUAGAGAGUAUUAGGAAAAUCCAUUUUUGCAAGCUAAAUCAUUUACCAGCAUGCUUCCAAUAUGUCCAAAAAAUAAUAAUAAUACUUUAUUAACACUUUGGACCUGUUUUUUCAUGAAACAAAUAUUCAAAUAUACUUAUAGCUGAAAAUAACUGAGCAAAAAUUGAUGGAUAUAACUAUGUUUAUAAGCAUUAGGAGCAUAUAUAAUUUUAAAAUCUUUAAUGGGGACAAUAUCCAAACCUUCAUUUUACAAUAUUUGUAUAUAUUUUCUUUGAAAAAUAAGUUUGAAAAGAUUUUUUAAAAGAGGUUAAAACAGCUUGAACAGUUGGACAUUUCAAAUUUGUGUAUAAGUAUUUGCAAGUUAUGACUUUCCCUUGUAGGUUGACAGGAGUAAAAUUAUUUAAUUUUUAAAUGAUAAUAAGGUCAUUUAAAUGGGUCUUGUAUUUCUUCAGCUAUUCUCAACAUCUAUGAAAGUAUUUUGCUCAAGAUGGACUUCAUUCAUGUGGCUCAGUUCCUAACCAAAUUACCAGAGGACAUUAGUGGUGACCAGCUGUUUAAGGAGGUGGAAAAUGUGAGGAUGCAAAUAGACAAGAGGGGCUUUCAGGCUGUGCAUGCUUUUUUCAAAGAUCUACAUGACACUGUUUCUUAG